AUGGAAAGCCACCUUGUGGGUAAGAGCUCAUCAUCAAGAGCAGAAACAAAAGCUUCAUUUACAAGUGCACUCACUCUUACCCAAUUGGGGGUGCCUCAUGUGCCUCAACGCUAUGUUCUUCCUCCUUCACAACGCCCAAACCCUUCUUCCUCUAGGCUCUCUACCACUCUUCCCAUUGUUGACCUCUCCUCCUUGCAAAGCCCUUCUCUUAGGCCCCAAAUCAUCAACAAUAUUCGGAUGGCUUCUAAGGAAAUUGGCUUCUUUCAGGUGGUUAACCAUGGAAUCCCGUCUUCGGUUAUGGAAGAUGCCCUAAGUGCUGCAAACGAGUUCUUCAACCUGCCUCUUGAGGAAAAGAUGCUUCUGGGUUCGGAUAGCGUUCAUGCACCUGUAAGGUACGGGACAAGUAUGAAUCAUGUUGUGGAUAGGGUUCACUUUUGGAGAGACUUCAUUAAGCACUACUCCCAUCCUAUUUCAAAAUGGAUCCAUCUUUGGCCAUCAAAUCCUUCUUGUUACAAAGAGAAGAUGGGAAACUAUGCCAAGGCUGUGCAAGUGCUACAAGAGCAAAUAAUGGAGCUUGUCUUAGAGAGCUUGGGGCUAAACCCUAAGUACUUACAAGAAGAAGUUGAAAGUGGGUCCCAACUAGUGGCUGUGAAUUGCUACCCUGCAUGUCCAGAACCAGAGCUUGCCUUAGGAAUGCCUCCCCAUUCAGACUAUGGCUCCAUAACCAUCCUGCUUCAAAGUUGUCCAGGGCUUCAGGUCAAGGACCAGAACAGCAACUGGCAAUCGGUCCCGGCCAUCGAAGGAGCUCUCUUGGUUCAGCUGGGAGACCAAAUGGAGGUUCUGAGCAAUGGACAUUACAAAAGUGUUCUUCACAGAGCAACAGUUAGCGCUGAGAAAAGUAGGCUUUCCAUUGCCAGUCUCCACAGUCUAUCUUUGGACAAGAAAGUAGGGCCUGCACCAAUGCUUGUGGACAAACAACAUCCACAGUCUUACAAAGAGUUCAGCUUCAGCGACUUUCUGGAUUUUAUCACAAACAAUGAUAUAGUUCAGGAAAGGUUUAUUGAUACACUCAAACAGAAUUAA
Prunus armeniaca (apricot) is the source of this 1083-nucleotide messenger RNA. Lineage: Eukaryota; Viridiplantae; Streptophyta; Magnoliopsida; Rosales; Rosaceae. The record is from the annotation of a GenBank genome assembly.